This is a messenger RNA of Spirodela intermedia, 12040 nucleotides long. Lineage: Eukaryota; Viridiplantae; Streptophyta; Magnoliopsida; Alismatales; Araceae. The record is from the annotation of a GenBank genome assembly.
AUGGGUCAUCAAAUCAUCUCCAGUGGCUGUCACUCGGCAGAGCGAAAAAAUGGUGACUUUGUAACUCUCCAACGGUUGUCACCUGACAUAGAGGAGCUAGAUGGAGGUGGGGCACAUAUCAGGGAGCUUCAUCCUCAGGUCUGCGCAGUAAGAGGAGGCUCUUCAUCACAUCUGAUAUGCUCUCAAGAGGUGGCAACUCGUCUCCUGGUAGAUUGUCCUCUUCUCGACAAUGGCUUGUUCGUCGAUCAAUCAGAGAUACUUUACUCGAUUGAUUCGCGAUCCUUUUAUUGCGAAUCGUUUAGCAAUUUUAGUAACAAUGCUCCGCAAAUCGCAUUGACGAGACUUUUGCCAAUGAUCCAGCAAUUCUAGCAGCUUAAUCUUUCACCAACGAUCUGUAAGUCGCGAUAAUCAGAUCAAAAUACGAGUUUUGGCUUUGGGAAAAUUCAAACCCGCGCCGAUUGUCUACCUACAUGAGAAAGAUUUAAAUAAGUACUUUAAUGUCCUUAUCAAGUGAUGUCAUCAUGGUAUAUCUUUGUUAUAAAUAAGUGGUAUUUUAGGUAUUAAAAUCAUCAAAGCCUUUUGAGGGAAGGUGUGAUGUGAUUUAGUCUCACAUCGCUUGUGCACUGAAGUUUCAGGUGAAUAUAUAGUAAUAUUGCAUUUACAAGCAAUGAGUCCUUUUCUCCUGCAUAUACGACCACUUUUUGUCUCAUAAUUGGCUGGCCACCGAUGAUGUAGCAGGGGAGUGGCACACAUGUGCCCCCAUUGAUCUUAGCCACUCAAACUCUGCUCACAGGCUCCUCCCUGACUGCGCUUUCAACUUGUUUGCGGGCCUAGCUAGCUAAUGGGUUCCCCUCAUUUUGCUAUAUUUUUAUUUUUAUUUCUUUUUCUUCAUUUAUCUCAAAAAAAAACUAUCAAACUCAUAUAAAUUCGUAUAAAAUCACAUAAUUAGCCAAAAAUUCAUGUUAAUCAAUUAAAAAUCACUUUUCACACUUUAACAUAAAUAUAAGUCUAUUUAUCAUGAGUUAAGACUAAAAUUAUAUUAUUUACUAAUUAUUAACUCAUGAUAAUGAAGACUUAUCAAGAGCCCAUAGAGGAAGACCCCAUAAAAGAAGGUGACAUGACUUAAAUCAUUGUAUAGUAAAUCACGCAAAUUUAAAAUUUAUAAAACUAAGAAAUACUAAUUUAUAGGUAUUUAGAAGUAUUUCUGAAUAAAUAUAUCAAUUAUAAUUCAAUAAAACUUUCAAAAAUAGUGAUAAUUUUCCAAGUCGAUCACAAGGAUGUAAUAUAAUAUUGAGUAAUUAUUGAGAAUUUUCCUUAAAGAAUACUAUUUUUUAUAAAUUUUAUACUAAGAAAUGAAAAUAAAAUAUAUUUAAAAUUCACAAAAAAGGAGAAAUAAGGGUGCGGACAUCAAGAUGACAUCAACGCCCGGUGAACGCCAAUCGGACAGAAAUAGAGUUCCACCUAGUGAUUCUUACGUAAGUGAUUACAAAUAAUUUAAUUCAUCAAAUUAAGAUCUAUAAAAGCUAAAAGAAUCGUAAUUGAAUGAAAUAUAGUUUGAUAAAUUUAAAUCACAUAAAUUAACACUAAGUGAAGUAGAAAUUAAAUUAAAAGUAGGAAAAUAGAGUUCUAGUGUUGUGGUGGCGAUACGUUGACGGUGUAUUGGAAUCCUAAGCAUUCGGGAGGACUGUCGUAUAGUGUCCAUGGCCUCGGAAGCUCUCCUUGGAUAAAGACGACGUGGGCAAUCUCUAGAUCACCUUACGAAGUCUAGAGAUCAAUGAAAUGGGUCAUAGAAUGGUCUCCAGUGGCUGUCACUCAUCGGAGCGAAAAAAAUGGUGACUUUGCGACCCUCUGGUGGCUAUCACUCGAUGGAGAGAAGCUGAAUAAAGGUUGGGCACAUGUUAGGGAGCCUCAUCCUCAAGUCCACACAACAAGAGAAGGCUCUUCAUUGUAUCUGGUAUGCUCUCAGGAGGUGACAACUCGUCUCCCCAUGGAUCAUCCUCUUUCUGACGACGGAUUGUUAGUCGAUUAAUCAAAGAUAAUUUACUCAAUGUAUUUACGAUCCUUUUAUCACGAAUUGUUCAGCAACUUUAGUAACAAUGCUCCGUGAAUCGCAUUGAUGAGAUUUUUGUCGAUGAUCUAGUGAUUCUAGCGGCUUAAACCUUCAUUAGCAAUCUGUAAGAAAGUUGGAAUAAUCAAAUAAAAAUACUAGUUUUGGCUCUGAGAGGAUUUAAACCCACAUCGAUUUCCUGCCUACAUGAGAGAGAUUUAAAUAAGUACUCUAAUGUGUUUAUCAAGUGACAUCAUUAUGGUAUAUCUCUAUUAUAAAUAAAGGGAUAUUUUAGAUAUUAAAAUCUUCAAAAAUAUUCUAGGGAAAGUGUGAUGUGAGUUUAGUCUCACAUCGCUUGUGCACUGAAGUUUCAGGUGAAUAUGUAGUAAUAUUGCAUUUACAUGUAAUGAGUCCUUUUCUUCCGCAUGUACGACCACUCCUUGCCUCACAACUAGUUGGCCACUAGUAACGUGGGAGGGGAGUGGUGCACACGUGCCCCCAUCGGUUCUAGUCUCUCAAGCCUCUACUCAUGGCUCCUCCGCCACUGCACUUCCGAUCUGCUUGCAAGCUCAGUUGGCAGGUGAGUCCCCCCUCUUUUACUAUAUUUUUAUUUUUAUUUUAUUUUCUUCAUUUAUCUCAAAAAAAAGACUAUAAAAAUCAUAUAAAUUUGUAGAAAAUCAUAUAAUUGGCCAAAAAUUCACAUUAAUGAACUGAAAACCACUUUUCACACUUUAACACAAAUAUAAGUUUUUUUAUUAUGAGUUAAGGAUAAAAAUAUAUUAUUUACUAAUUAUUAACUCAUGAUAAUGAAGACUUAUCACAACCCCCAACUUAAAUUAUUGCUAGUCUCUUAGCAAUGGAAUUAUGAAAAUAAAAAUUCAUAAAUCUCAAACAUCAUAUUUCAAUACAUAAAAGAAAUAUAAUUAGAAAUGAUGCACCUUUAGACACUUUGGAUUCUUAUAUUAGUUAUUUAUGAAUGAUGUCAAGCACUUAAAUGUUUAAGUAUUCUUUAGAAUAACAAUCUAGACUUUAUUUUUUUCUAUUCACAUCUUUAUCACUUCUUCACUCAUAGAUAUAUUUACAAGAUAUUUCAAUUAUUAAUACUCAUCCAAAAAUAAUAUUGAUCCUACAUUUCUUUUUUUUCAUAGCUUGAUUUUUGAAGUUUGCACUGUAUUUCUUUUAUAUAUAUAUUUUUUUAAUAUAGUAGAUAAAUAGCUUUUUCUCUAAACAAAUUUUGACAAUAAGAAUGAUGUCUCACACCAUCCAUCUGUACUUUUCAUUUUCAGAGCUUUCACUUUAUCCACUUAUUUUACAGCAAGUGUUUUUCUAUGCACGAUUUUUGGGAAUAAGAAUGAUGUCUCAAACCUUCUAUGUGUACUCCUCAUUUCUAGAUUUUUCACAUUGCUCUUUUUUUUUUCAAAAUAAGUGAUUUCUUCUCACAAGUCCUAUAGAUCAAGGUGCAAAAAUCUACAUUAAACUCAAAUGAUCAAUCAAAUUUUCACAUCAAGUAAAUAGUAUCUAUCAAGAUCAUGAAGUGAAAAUCUAUAAAAUCAAAUCCAUAUUAUCUAUCAUGUAUCCAAGAAGAAUUCCAAUAUUUCAUGCUACUAAAUCAUUAUUUUGACUCAAUAAUAAUCUUCCUAGAAUCUUUUGGUAUCAAUCAAUCUAAUUGAUUUAAUUUUUCGUGCAUGCAAUAUGAUAUAAGAAUUUGUAAAUUAGAUAAUUUUGGCAGUUCUACUUUUUAUUUUCAAUUUUGUUUUUAGCAACAAUAAAUUUUUCAAAACUAAAUCAAAACUAUCCUCUUUAUAGUUGUAAUUUUGAAUUUUAGUAAUAUAUAUUUAGGGGAUUGAAAUGUGAGAAAAGUGUCUCUAGAAUUUUAAAUUUCAAGCUGUUUUUUUGUCUACUAUUUUUUAUAGUCUAUUGUUCUUGAUAGAAAACCAGAAAAUAGAUGUUGUAGUUUUUCCGAAUUUUCUUUUUUUUUAGUUUCUAUUUUAAGUGAGUAUGAAAAAAAAUACAAACACAUGUUCUUAAUCGUCCUACAACAUAAAUUAAGAAUUAAUACUUCACCUCCCAACUUAAAAAUGACAUUGUCCUCAAUGACAUAGAAAAAACAAAAUAGAAUAUACAAAAAAUGUAAUUUUCAAGUGAAGCACGCAUAUAUGUAAAGUUAAGCAUUAAAAAUGUUUUCAUAAAUGAUAAAGCUCAUAAAGAUAUCACCUCAACCUUGUUUUUAAUUUUCCACUUCAUUUUACACUCCUACACUUUUUUGAAAAAAAUAAAUACGGAAACAAGUAUUACGAAAUUCUAAGAAAAACAGAACUUAAAAAAACAAAAUGAAAUAAAGACCAUGGGUUGCCACCCAUGCAACACUGAAUUUAAUGUCUCCACUUGGACACAUUGAUCUUACUUUUGAAUUUCUUUUAAUAAUAAAAUUUCUUUUUCUACAAAGCGUUCAUUUUCUAUGUAAUGUUUAAGCCGCUGUCUAUUUACCUUAAAGUUAUGAUCACUUUUAAGAUCUUUAAUCAUUACAGCCCUAUGAUCUUAUGUCUCUUCAACCAUAUAAGGCCCUGUCCAUUUUGAUUUUAAUUUUCUUGAAAAUAAUUUCAGGCUAGAAUUAUAUAACCACACUUUUUGUCUAAUAUCAAAUUUUUUUCUACUAAUGUAUUUAUCAUGAAAAGUUUCAGUUUUUUCUUGAUAUAUUUUAUAAUUUUCAUAAGUUCAUUCCUCAACUCCUCUAGUUCAUGUAGCUAAAAAAUUCUAUGCCCACCAGUUGAUUUUUCAUCCAUACAUAAUUUUUUUAUAGCUCAUAAUGUUUUAUACUCUAUUUUCACAAGAAGAUAACAUGGCUUUCCAAAAAUGAGACUAAAUGGAGACAUACCUAUGAGAUUUUUAUAAGUUGUUCUAUAAGCUCAUAAUGCAUCUUGUAAUUUUGUGGGCCAAUCUUUCCUAUCUGGUUUAAUUAUUUUUCUCAAAAUUCUCUAAAUUUUCCUAUUUGCUAUUUCAGCUUGCCCAUUUGUUUGGGGAUGAUAUGAAGUGACUACUCUAUGAUGUACUUCACUCUUUUUCAACAGUUCCCUGAAAUGUUUAUUUGUAAAAUGUGUUCUUCCAUCAUUAAUAAUCACUCUAAGACAUCCAAAUCUCGAAAAAAUAUUUUCCUACACAACUUUCAUCAUGAUUUUAUGAUCAUUAGUUCUAGUAAGAAUAGCUUCCACCCAUUUAAAUAGAUAAUCAACAACAAGCAAAAUAUAUUCAUAUUUUUCAGCUAAUGGGAAGGGACUGAUGAAAUCUAUUCCUUAUACAUCAAAAAAUUUGACUACUAACAUGUUACUUAUGGACAUUUCAUCUUUUUUACUCAUGUUACCUAUAGAUUGAUAUGAAAUAUAUGUUCUACUAAAUUCUAUAGAAUCUCUAAUGAUUGUAAGCCAAUAAAAAAUACACUAAAAAAAUUUUGCAACUAUUUUUCGUUCAAAGAAAUGUCCUCCACAAUUAGAUGAAUGGCGCAUGUUAAGAAUGCUAUGUUAUUCUUCUUUAGGAACACAUCUCCUUAAAAUUUGAUCAUUUUCAAGUAAUAUAAAUCAAGGUCAUGCAAAAAAUAAUUUCUAAUCUUAGAAAAUAAAUGAUGUUUUCUGUUCUUAUCCCACUAUUCUGGAAUUUUUCUAGAAACCAGAAAAUUAACAAUAUGUGCACACCAUGAUGAUGAUUGAUGUUGAGCUGCCAUCAAUUGUUCAUCUAGAAAUAUGUCUUGUAAAAGUGCUGCAUUUAUUCCCGUAUCACUCAAUCUAGAAAGAUGGUCAGCAACAACAUCGAAACCUUUUUUAUCUUUUAUUUUUAAGUCAAAUUCCUACAAUAAUAAAAUCCAUCUUAAUAAAUGUGGCUUUACAUCUUUCUUAUUUAACAAAUAUUUUAAUACUGCAUGAUCAAUAUAAAUAACAAUUUUAGCUCUUAAAAUAUAUGAUCUGAAUCUUUCUAACUAAAAUACUACAGCUAACAACUCUUUUUUAGUUGUGAUAUAAUUUAAUUGAGCAUGGAUAUAAUUUUACUAGCAUAUGAAAUUACUAUGGGUUUUGACUCUUUUGUUUGUUCUAGAAUGGGCCCCACUGCAUAAUUUGAUGCAUCACAUAUUAUUUCAAAGGGAAGGGACCAAUCAAGAGCUUGUAAAAUGGGUGCCUCACUAAGUAAUCUUUUUAUUUCAGAAAAAGACUCAAAACAUUUCUCAUCAAAAUUAAAAGGCACAUCUUUAGAUAAUAACAUGGCAAGAGGUUUAGAAAUUUUAAAAAACUCUUCAAUAAAUUUUCUAUAAUAACCUACAUGACCCAAGAAAGAUCUAAUUUAUUUUACUGAAUUUAGAGGUUUCAUUUUAGAUAUAAUAUCAAUUUUUACUUUAUUCACCUCUAAACCCCUUUCACUCGCAAUAUGACCCAACACAACUCUCUCUCUAACAAUAAAAUGUGAUUUCUCCUAACUCAAAACUAAUUUUUUCACUAUACAUUUCUCAAGUACAUAUUGUAAAUGAUUUAAGCAUUCGUCAAAUGAUUCACCAAAAAUAGAAAUAUCGUUUAUAAAAAUUUCCAUGCAUUUUUCAGUCAUAUCAGAAAAAAUAGACACCAUACAUCUUUGAAAUAUGGCUAGAGCAUUACACAAGUCAAAAGGCAUGCAUUUAAAAGCAAAAGUACCAAAUGGACAAGUGAAAGUUAUUUUUUCUUGAUCUAAAGGGUUUAUAUAAAUUUGAUUAUAAAUAAACCAUACAUCCAUAAAUCAAAAAAAGUUUUUUCAAACUAAUUUUUCUAGAAUUUGAUCAAUAAAUGAUAGGGAAAAAUGAUCUUUUUUAGUAACUGAAUUUAGUUUUCUAUAAUCAAUGCAAACCCUCCAACCGUUAAUUAAUCUUGUUUCUAUUUCAUCUCCAUUUUCGUUUUUCAUAAUUGUGAUCCCUGACUUUUUUAGCACCACUUGUGUAGGACUAACCCAUUUGCUAUCUGAAAUAGGAUAAAUAAUAUCAGCAACUAGUCACUUUAAAAGUUCUUUUUUAAUAAUUUCUAUCAUGUUAGGAUUUAAUCUUCGUUGCAGUUCCUUGUUAGUUCUAGCCCCCUCCUCUAGAUAUAAAUACUAUGCAUGCAUACACUCAUAUCAAUGCCCCUAAGAUCAUCCAUUUUUCGGUCAAUAGCCUUCUUAUUUUUUCAAAGUACAUCUAAUAAUUCUUCUUCCUAUUCAUCACUCAAAUCAAUUGUAAUAAUAAUAGAAAAUGAAUUAUUUUCCUCCAAAAUUAUAUAUUUUAAACUGGAGGGAAGAGGUUUCAACUCUAAAUUUAGAUGAUCUUCCUCUUUCUUUUCUCCCAAAUUUAUAUUCUCUAUUUCCUCUAAUUUUUUCAGCGCAUAGUUAUCAAUAACAUCUAGAUCAUCAAAAUCAUCUAGAAGAUCUAUGGUAUGACAAUCAUAUUCUUGGGAUUUCUUAAGAUCAUUUGAUGCCUCAAAAAUUUUAAUUUCUACUAACUGAUCUUCACAUGAAAUUUUUGCAAUACCUGUGGAAAAAUCAAUAUUCAUUUUUGCUGUAUACAAAAAUGGUCUCCUUAAGAUAAUUAGUGUAUCAUAAAACUAUCCAUUAAAAUCCAUUUCCAGCAGUACAAAAUCAACUAGAAAUUUACACCCUUUAACUAUUACUAUCAUAUUUUCUAAAAUACCUUUAGGAUGUUUUAUGGAUCUAUCAGCAAAUUGUAAGAUAACAGUAGAAGGUUUAAGAUCAAAAAUAUUAAAUUUAUCAUAUAUACUUAUUGGUAAUAAAUUAAUACUAGCACUGGUGUCAAGUAAUGCAUUCUAAAAAAUAGAUCCACCAAUAUCAUACGAAAUUAAAGGGGCACUAGUAUCUCUCAAUUUAUAUGGUAAUUGAUUUAAUAAUAAAGCACUAACAUGCAUAGAUAAUUUUUCUACUCUAAGUGCCCUUUUUUAUGUACACAUUUCUUUCAAAACUCUAGUAUAUUCAGGAAUAUGUUCAAUGGUAGUAAAUAAAAGAAGACUAAUUUGCACAUCUUGUAAAAUUUUCUUUAUUUCUUCACUGUGUUCCUUUUUCUUUCUUUGUCUAAGUUCUAGACUUUUGGAAAUGAAGUGGUUCUCCUCUCUUUAGAAAUUUCCUUCAUAGAAUCCAUAAAAUUCUCUUCAUAGAAAUGUCCACAUUUUCUUUUUCUUCUAAUGUUUGGGGAUAAGGAUCAGGGAAAAUCUUCCCACUCCUUAAUACAUUCGUUGUCCUAGCAUUUUCAUUUCAUGAGUUUUUUUCUAGAUUCAUGCUACUAGACUCCAAUUGCUAAAAUCCUAUUGUUGGAUAGUUCCCUAGAUUUCUAUGGGCUGACCAGGUAGUUGUCCCUCUUCUCUCUUAUUCUUAAAAGCCUCUAUAAUUUAUUUCUACUGUAACAUCAUUUGAUUCAUAGUUUGUUGCAUCAUUUGGCUCAUUUACUACAUCAUUUUCAUACUAUCAAGUUGGGUUUGAGAGGGUUGAUUUUUUUGAAAUCUGUUUUCCUAUUUUAGAUGAAACUUAGAGUUUGAAUUAGGUCUAAGUGCUUCUGAAUUUUGAAUAUUAUUUGGGUCCCUUUAAGAAAAAUCAUUCCUCUAAUUAGGAUUAUAAGAAUUUGAAAAAGGCUUCUUAUUUCUAUUAAAACCGUGAGCUACUUGCACUUGUUCUUCCAUAAGGUGAAAUGAUUGAUCUAAAUUAUAGUAUUGAAAUUUAGAAUAAUCAUUUUCACCAUACAUAAGAUAGGUACUAUUUGAAUUAAAUUGAGAGUUAAGAGGCUUUCUAAUAUUGUCAAUAAGUAAAUCAAGUUUUUUAAUCUUUGAUUAAUCUAAUUAACCUUAUUUCGUAAAUUACAAUUAUUUUGAUGAUGUAAUUUACAAAUUCCUCUCUUCUUAUUUCUAUCAUAUAAUUCAAAAGAAGCUUGAUCUCUAGAAUUUUUACUUAAAUUAUCAUAAAGAUUGUAAAUCUCAUCAGGAGUUUUUUCUCCAUAAAAGCUCCUCCACAUAUAGAAUCAAUCAUAUUUCUAUGUUGUUUUAAUAAUCCAUGAGAAAAAAUUCUAUUGAGUUGUCACUUAGGUAUAGCAUAAUGAAGACACUUUCUAAAUAAAUCUUUGAAUUUUUCUCAUGACUCAUGCAAAGUUUCUCCUAGUCUUUGAGAAAAACUCUAUUUAUAUUUUCUCAUAUUUUGAGUUUUUCCUAAGGGAUAAAAUUUUCAAAGAAAAGUUUAUUCUAUGUCUUUCCAAUUAGUUAAUUCUAUAUCUUAUGUGGAUAGCCAAUGACUAAUUUUGUCUCUAAGUGUAUGAGAAAAUAAUUUCAUCUUAAUAAUUUUUUAUGUACCUUGAGAGAGAUUAACUAAAUCACAGAUCAUAUGAAAUUUUUUUAAGUGCUAAUAAAGUUUCUCUAAAAGUAAUCCAUGAAAAUUAGGGAACCUUUGAAAAUUUUCUAAAUUUAUUUCAAAUUUAACAAUGGAUGCUAAUAUAACUCUAAUAUUGGAUGCUCUUUGAAAUGAAUCAAGGAUAUAAUAAUUUUUCAUGACCAUAAGAUUGUUCUCAAUUUGACUUGUACUUCCUUCAUAAUCCAUCAAAAUUAAUUUUUCUUUCGGAUUUUUAAUUUUGAAUAAAGAAAUAAAAGGAUUUUCUAGCCUUAGAUGCAAGGAUAUUCUACCAUUCAUAAAUAUCAAUAAAUUCAAAGUAACAUUUUAAUAAUUGUUACCCUCUUUCAGUAUGUUCCAAUACUUGCCUUGCUUCUCUUCGUUCCUCUUUUUUUUUAAAAACAUUCGGCAAGAAGAAAAUAAAAUAAGAGUUAAUUUAUUUUUUUUGUAUACUCUAAGAGAAAAAUAGAAAAAUAGUAAAUAUUCUGCAAUACAUCCAUGGCAAUGGUGCCAAAAUUUAACAUGACUUAGUCAUUGUAUAGUAAAUCACGCAAAUUUAAAAUUUAUAAAACUAGAAAAUACUAAUUUUUAAAUAUUUAGAAGUAUUUCUGAACAAAUAUAUCAAUUAUAAUUUAAUAAACUUAAAAAAAAAUUAAUAAUUUUCCAAGUUGAUCUUAGGGAUGUAAUAUAAUAUCGGGUAAUUUUUCAAAAUUUUUCUCAAAGAAUAUGAUUUUUUAUGAAUUGUACACUAGGAAAUAAAAAUAAAAUAUAUUUAAAAUUUACGAAAAAGAGAAAUAAAGGUACAUACAUUGGCAUGACGUCAGCACCUGAUGAACGCGAAUUAGGCAAAAACAAAGUUCCUCUCGGUGAUUCUUACGUAAGUGAUUAUAGAUGAUUUAAUUGAUCAAAUUAAGAUUUAUAAAAGCCAGAAGAAUCGUAAUUGAAUGAAGUAUAUCUUGGUAAAUUUAAAUCACAUAAAUUAUCACUAAAUGAAGAGAAAAUUAAGUUAAAAGUAGGAAAAUAGACUUCUGGCAUCGUGAUGGUGAUGCGUCAACGAUGCUCCAGCAUCCUGAGCAUUUGGGAGGACUGUCAUACAAUAUCCACAGCCUUGAAAGCUCUCCUUGCAUAGAGAUGAUGUGGGCAAUCUCUAAAUCUUUUUGAAAAGUCAAGAGAUCAAUGAAAUGGGUCAACGAAUCAUCUCCAACGACUAUCACUCGGCGAAGCGAAAAAAUAGCAACUUUGGGGCUCUCUAGCGACUGUUACUCGACGGAGAGGAACUGAAUGAAGGUUGAGUGCGUGUCAGGGAGCUUCAUCCUCAAGUCUGCAUGACGUCACUCAGUUGUUGUAUAUUAAAUCACGCAAAUCUAAAAUUUAUAAAACUAGAAAAUAUGAAUUUUUAGAUAUUUAGAAGUAUUUCUGAAUAAAUAUAUCAAUUAUAAUUCCAUAAAACUUUGAAAAAUAGCGGUAAUUUUCCAGGUCAAUCAAAGGAAUGUAAUAUAAUAUCUGGUAAUUAUUCAGAAUUUUUCUCAAUAAAUAUGAUUUUCUAUAAAUUUUAUACUAGGAAAUAAAAAGGAAAUAUAUUUAAAAUUCACAAAAAAGGGAAAUAAGGGUGCGGACGUCAGGAUGACAUCAGCACCUGGCGAUCGCGAAUUGGGUGGAAAAAGAGUUCCGCCCAACGAUUCUUACGUAAGUGAUUACAGAUGAUUUAAUUCAUCAAAUUAAGAUCUAUAAAAGCCAGAAGAAUCGUAAUAGAACAAAGUAUAUUUUGAUAAACUAAAAUCACAAAUAUUAUCACUAAAUGAAGCGUAAAGUAAGUUGAAAGUAGGAAAACAGAGUACUGGCGUCGUGACGGCAAUGCAUUGGUGAUGCACCGGAAUCUUAAGCGUUCAAAAGGAUCGUCGUGUAGUGUCCACGGCCUCGAAGGCUCUCCUUGGACAAAGACGACGUGGGCAAUCUCUAGAUCUUCUCGCGAAGUCUAGAGAUUAAUGAAAUGGGUCGUCGAGUCGUCUCCGGCGGCUGUCACUCGACGGAGCAGAAAAACGGCGACUUUGCGGCUCUCUGGUGGCUGUCACCCGAUAGAGAGGAGCUGGAUGGAGGUGGGGCGCGUGUCAGGGAGCUUCAUCCUCAGGUCCGCGCAGCAAGAGGAGGCUCUUCAUCGCAUUUGGUACGCUCUCAGGAGGUGGCGACUCGUCUCCCGACGGAUCGUCCUCUUCCCGACAACGGCUUGUUUGUCGAUCAAUUGGAGAUGAUUUACUCGAUGGAUUCGCAAUCCUUUUAUCGCGAAUCGUUUAGUAAUUUUAGUAGCAAUGCUCCGCGAAUCACUUUGACGAGAUUUUCACCGAUGAUCCAGCGAUUCUCAUUGCUUAAUCCUUAACCGGCGAUCUAUAGGAAAGUCACGAUAAUCAGAUAAAAAUAUAUGACUUUUGACUUUGGAAGGACUCGAACCCGCACUAGUUGCCCGCCUCUUUUGAGGAAGGUGUGAUGCGGGUUUAGUCCCACAUCAGUUGUGCGCCAAUUUUUCGGGCGAAUAUAUAGUAAUGUUAGAUUUCUAAGCAAAGUCCCUUCUCUCGUGUGUACGACCAGUCCUUGCCCCACAGCCGGCUGGCCACCGGUGACGUGGAAGGGGAGUGA